Messenger RNA from Lymnaea stagnalis (great pond snail), 3746 nucleotides. The record is from the annotation of a GenBank genome assembly. NCBI's taxonomy places the organism in Eukaryota, Metazoa, Mollusca, Gastropoda, Lymnaeidae.
AAAUUGUAAUUCCUUGCAAACAACCUACAGGAGCUGGGGAUUCCACGCGCUGCUACCACUGCGGCGGCGCACUAAGAAACUGGGGCCAUUCGCACAACGUCUUUGUCCUGCACGCCAAGUGGUUCCCAAACUGCAGUCACAUGCGUCUCCUCAUGGGCCAGAGUUUCGUGGACACGGUGCAGGAAUGGAGGCGAGCCGGGGAGGUACACAGAUCCGCACAAUCACAAUCGUGUCUUCAUGCUUUCAUCACAACCAUCUUCAUUAUCACCCCUGCAAGCGUAGUAGUGUAUUAACUUUCAUCACCGUCCUCAUCAUUAUCACCAUUCCAAGCGUAAUUGUGUCUUUACUUUCAUCACACUCAUCAAAGUCACCAUUAUCAUCACCACCAUCAUCAUCAUGCCCAGCAUUACCAUUGUAAGCGUAAUACCGAACAUCAUCCUACUGCGACAUGUACAAAAUACCUGCCUCUUUACCUCAAUUUUAAUUUUUUUUUGUUCCUUUUCCUGGUGACAUCAUGCGACAUUAUGCGACAUUAUGCGACAUUGUGUGACAUUAUGCGACGUUAUGCGACAUUAUGCGACAUUAUGCGACACUCUGCGACAUUAUGCGACAUUGUGUGACAUUAUGCGACAUUAUGCGACAUUAUGCGACAUUAUGCGACAUUAUGUUUAACGGCUAGAAACGUUCAUGUAAUAUAAAUUUAAUGUUGAGUAGAAUUCCUGAAAACAUGUUUAAUCUCCAUGCCUAAAACAACAAUAGACACAUCAGUAGGCUAAAGUUGAAGGUCAAACUUCAUCUGCGAUCGUUAAAACUGGACAAACGCCAUGAGAGAAAUAUAUACACGCCCAGAACCGAUAGACUUGGAAAAAUUAAGGCUUGGGGUGGGGGGGGGAUGGCUGAAUUUAUUUGGGGGGAAUUACGAAAUUACAGUAAACCGCAACUUUGAAGUUGAAGUAUUUAGGUUUAAUUAUUUCAUGUUAAACCUAUAUGUAUGUACCAUUGCCGUAGCUAGGUUUAGUGCCGCCCGCGGGCAGUGGUCGAAGCUUUUGUGUCCCCCCACACCCCUUUUCCACGAAAAAAGCCUCCGCAGUUGGCACAAAAAAAAAUAAAAAAUGCCGUUCGGUCUUAUAAAGAAAAUAGUUCCACCUGGGGCGGAUCGCCCCCCUCACUCACGCACCCCUUUUUCGUACGCCACUUGUGUGUACGAUUCGUAUCUCAAAUCUCAGCGUGUUGGAUCUUUUAAUGCGAGAGUGGUAGACGUGCAUUGUUUGCAGACAAAUUGUUAUUACGUUUACUUUCUGGCCAUUCUGUAAGCAUUUGCUUUAUUUAUAGAUCACUAUUCUCAAUCAUAGGGCGGCUUGGCAAAGAGCGACCACAGGGUCUAACACCGUUAUUAUUAUUUUUAAAAAUAUAUAUAUUUUGAUGCCAUGGAUGAUGUCUUAGCUUAAUAUGGACAAAAAAAUCAAAACGACUAGAAUUUGAUUAAAAAUUUAACAUUCUACACAAAAACGUAAUGAAGAACUCUAAUCUCAUAAAUAUGAAUUCUGGUUUCUCAACGAUGAAUAAGACAUUUACACAAAAAAAGUAAUAUUGUUAUUGUUUGGGGAUGUUUUUCUCCUCCAUUGACAGAACUCACUGGCUUCUCUGUAUUCUAAGCUGAGGCCGAAAGAAAUUGAAACCAUCACAGGUACGACAAUUCUGUUCAUUUGAUUAUUUUUUUUUCUUAAAUUUCAAUUAUUUUUACUUAGGUUUAGCCGUUACAGUGAACAUAGUUGUUCAAUCAAAUAACUGUGUCACAAUAUACGUAUACAAACAGUAUAUAUUUCAAAUAGAAAUAAUGGAGCUGUAAAGUUUUUGUGUACUAAAAUCAUGUACGGUACAAAAGAUCAAUAUAAGAAUAGCUUCGGGGUCUAUAAAAAAUUGUUUAAGCACUUCCUAAAGUAUUUUCACGACCUAUACAACUUUAAUAUUCUAAAAUAGCGAGUAAAAGACCUUUAAAUCUAAUGCAACACCUGUAUAGCUAGCACAAGACCUUUUAUAGCUAGGUCAAAACCUUUAGAGCUUGCACAAGACCUUUAUAGCUAGUACAAGACCAUUAUAUCUAGCACAAGAUCUUUAUAGCUAGUACAUGACCUUUACAGCUAGUGCAAGUCAUUUAUAUCUAUUAUAGGACCUUUAAAGCUAGUACAAGACCUUUAUAGCUAGUACAAGACCUUAUAUCCAUUACAACACCUUUAAAACUAGUACAACACCUUUUAUAGCAAGUACAAGAUCUUUUUAGCUAGUGCAAGACCUCUAUGGCUAGUACAAGACCUUUAUAGCUAUUACAAGACCUUUAUAGAUAGUAAAAAGACCUUUAUAGCUACUACAAUACCUUUUAUAGCUAUUACAAGCCCUUCAUUCAUAGAGUAAGCAAUAGGUGUUUUGAAGUGGUAUCUACCGUCAUUAUGUCAAGAAAAAAUACAUUCCGCAUUGAAUGUGUCGUAUAAAUCUAUCCUACGUGCAAGAUGUAAGAGUUAUACAAUUGAAAGGUCGCGCCAGCAGAUCAUCAAUCAUUUAUUGUAAUCGAUUUCAUCAGUCACGCUUCAGUGACAUUAGUGCAAUGAAAUUGCAAAAAUAAAUGUUAACAUGGAAUUAUUAAAGGUUUACACCCGAAGGAUAAUGCUAAAAUGUAUGUUUGUAAUGUUGUGUUAAAAAAAACAUAUCUUACUUAUUCUUACAUAAUAUAUCAGAUGUAUGCCAUUUUAAAGUAAGAACUUCACCACAUAUGUUGUUUACAGAGAUUACGCCUUUCAUUUUUUUAUUAUUUUUUUUAUUUGUCAAAGCUGGUUUUCAGAAAAGAAAGAUACCCACUGGAAAGGAACUACUUUGUAAGAUGUGUGAGGGCAGUGACGUGGCUAUCAUGUUUAUCUCCUGCGGGCAUCUAGCUACGUGUGCCCUGUGCGGGCCCGGAGUGGAGAAGUGUCCUGUGUGUCAGAUACAAGUAACAGGAAGGGUCCGAGCCAACUUUUAAUUCAGUGCGGAGGUCUCUCGUCUUACUGACAAGUUUUAUCGUAUGAUUGAAUUCCGGUGAUGAUGAGUAAUUGUUUAUGCAUUAAAAAAUGUAAAUAUGUAUCAAUAUGAAAUUUAAAUCUUCCAUUUCUAACUCAUUAUUAUUUAUUUUUUUCUCUCUGAGAGCCAAGAGAUUAUGUUGGUGCUAGUACAAUCCACUGUGAUCCAAAUUAAAAUGACACUGAAAUGAAAGGAUGAUGCUGCAUGCUGUAUAUAACUGAUGAUGAUAGUGAGAUUCAGAGAGACAAACCCAAACUAAAAAAAAACAUGUAUGCAAGUAGGAAUCAGCUCAUAGCCCAUAAGAUAACAAUGACUGGUUUCAUUGACAGGUAAUGGUCUUCUUUUUUCGAGGCACGUCUUAUGUAUUUAUGUUCACUCGACCAUUAUCCUUGAAAUAUGUUCAUUUAACCUUUAAAACACGUCUUGAUGUAUGUAUGUAUGUAUGCAUGUAUGUAUGUUUACCAACCAAAAAGCCUUAAGCUGUGUUCUUUUUACCAUACGAAGAAAAAACGAUACUGGCCAUAGUUUUAUAAAUGAUGAAUAAAUGGUUAAAAUUAAAGGGGAUACAAGCUGCUUCAAACAUUCCAAAGUCAUCUACCGGAUAAGCAUUUGCAUGAUUUUUUUCAAUACAGAUUAUCGAUUGCAAAACUAUUUUUGUAUCGAAAUUUUUUGCAUUUUAUUUGAAUAAAAAUGGC